Molecule: messenger RNA, 2083 nt
Organism: Siniperca chuatsi (mandarin fish)
Lineage: Eukaryota; Metazoa; Chordata; Actinopteri; Centrarchiformes; Sinipercidae
Exons: 6
Coding region: 836-1417 (193 amino acids)
Molecular function (GO): DNA binding
Source: RefSeq, a predicted model, not a curated record
ACUGCGUGAAAAACCACUCCCCCCGCGCAGAGCAAACAGGCUCGGCUCGGCUCGGCUCUUCCUGACGUGGCGAGCCGCUAAAGGUCCGCCGGUUCCUCCGUGGGAUCCGGCGAUUGGGCAGACUACCUGUUUGGCAAUUUUUACGAAAAAUGUAAAUACACAGGUGGUAGAGGCAUGUGCGCGCGUGUGGUUUAUGUAAAUAAAACAGAAGUGAAACCGUGUCACUGUUCUGGUUUCCAGGCGCAAGCAGACUCUCAGACGCAAUGUUAGGCAGAUAGUUGGAGCAAAGACUUUGGAUUUUAAUACGAGGUAAGGGUUAUAAUUACUAGGCUAAUGGCAACAGAAUUUGACAAUUACGUCGUUUGACUUGCAUUUCUUCUAAGUUUCCGCAGCAACAUGUGUUGUUUAUCAAGCUGGUUUUCACUUCCUUUAACGUGAGGUUGAACCAUAUUAACAUUCUGCCAGCCAAUAAAACUACAAAAAAAACAAGUGUCAGUUCACAGUAGCAGCGGCUCUGUAGGCUACCCGAAGGCUUCUUGGUUUGAGUUCUUGUAUACGUCGACUUUGGACUGAUACUGGGUCCCACACCUGCCACAACCACCUGACGCGCGUUUCCGUCCUCAGGUGACGGCUGCGCAGUGAUGCCUCAGCUAACGGCCGCCGCGGUGCUGCAGCUCGCGCUGCUGCUCACCGCUCUGCCCGCGCAGUACUUCAUCUCCCGGUGGAGCGGCUCCACGGCGGUGCAGCGGUUCCACGCGACCACACGGUAGGAUCCGUGCGUGAACGGGGCUUUUCUUUCCCAUUUACGCAUCAGUGUAGGGUGUCUCCACUUUGGAUGAGGAAGAUAAAGUUAAUUAGAAUGUGGAAAGAGUUGAGAACAUCUUUCAUCAAUGGCACUGCAUGGAUGGACUGGGCAAGCCAGCAGAUGUCCAGAGUCCAGUCUUUGGUUGGCUUGGGACAGGAAGAGCCUCAAGAGUCACUUGCCAUAGAGAUCAUGCUUUAUGAUAAUGACCAGGGAUUCUUUGGAGCCUCCAAGACAACGCGCAGCCCUCGUCCUCCAUAUGUUUUUCUCCGGGUUGGAGAGGUGGUAAUGGAGAGGAAGGGCCAUAUGGUUGGGGUGGUGGUGAGCUGGGACCCCGAGAUGCGAGCCCCUCCAGAGUGGGUCGACAGAGUGUAUUCCAACUCUGAGGGCACUAAAGCAGAGAGGACGCCUCAUUAUAAAGUACUGUUCAGCGGGCCUGGACCCUCCUCUCUGUUAGUUGGAUACUUGCCUCAGACACAACUGGAGCGCAUCACUGGGAUGAGGCCGAACAUUCCCACCUUGGAGAAUUACUUCACACAUUUUGAUGGGGAGCGGUUCGUCAUGCAACCCUGGCUCAGAGAGAUCUUCCCCGAGGAUGAGAACGUGGACGCCUGACUGCUCGGCUGUGUGUGAUCAUGACGUGGGAUAUGCAAUGUUAAAAACCGCAGAGGAAGCUUGGCUAUUGCUUCUCUGUGUAUUUCUGACUUUUCAAAGGUGUCUGAGAGACCUAUCUAUCUGGUCUCAAGUUCUUCAUUUGUCUAAGAAAUCUACUGGAAUCUGUCAAUCAUGAGUUGUAAUGAGCGGAUGCAAAAUGCCAAUGUUUUCUUUAGACAUAUUGACCUGGUAGUCGUAAAGGCCGAGAUUUGAGCAGAUCGAGGAUCAUUUUCAAAUCCCUCCUUGCUGGAUCUGAAUGUGAGGGUGUCUUUUUGUGGAUUUGGAGUAACACUGGGACUCACUUAUGAAAUGUUGUACUUUAGCUCUCAGUUGUCCAACUUUUAUUUCUUUGAGAUGUACAAAUAUACAGUAUUGCCAAAAAAAGUAAAAACAGAUGAGACAUUUAAUUUAAUAUUUCCUGAUGUUUAAAGACAGAUUUGAAUGACUGGAAUUAAGUUAAAUGAUAACAGUAAAUGCUUGAAAUGACAAAAUUGCUUUUGAAAUCUGUGUAGUUUCCCCCCCCCCCCCCAUUCAUAACACUGUAUUGGCUGAGGUAGACAAAACCUUGAAAAACUGCACUUUUAUUCAGCCAUUACAAGUGAGAAAUAAAAUACUUUUUAAAUGUGA